Molecule: messenger RNA, 1349 nt
Organism: Oppia nitens
Lineage: Eukaryota; Metazoa; Arthropoda; Arachnida; Sarcoptiformes; Oppiidae
Gene: Usp12-46
Product: ubiquitin carboxyl-terminal hydrolase 46-like
Exons: 1
Coding region: 169-1293 (374 amino acids)
Biological process (GO): protein deubiquitination
Cellular component (GO): cytosol; nucleus
Molecular function (GO): cysteine-type deubiquitinase activity; cysteine-type endopeptidase activity
Source: RefSeq, a predicted model, not a curated record
ACUGUACUGUAUAUUAUGAAUAAUACUGUAUUUUAUGCAAUGUUUUGUAAACAAGUGUUUGAGUCAUACAUUGAUUAUCAAUGAAAAUGAUUUGAUUGAUUGAUUGAUAGCGUGAAAGGUGUGUCCGAUUUGUUGGUCAAGCAAUUGGUCACUUGAAUUGUGCGGACAAUGGGUGCAAAUGCUUCCCAAUUGGAGAAAGAGAUUGGUUCGGAUCAGUUCCCGGCAAAUGAGCAUUACUUCGGUCUGGUCAACUUCGGUAACACGUGUUACUGCAACAGUGUAUUACAGGCCCUCUAUUUUUGCCGACCAUUUCGGGAGAAGGUCUUGGAUUAUAAGGCCCGCAAUAAACGCCAGACCAAAGAGACACUAUUGACGUGUUUGGCCGAUCUGUUCCACAAUAUUGCCACACAAAAGAAGAAGACGGGAACCGUUGCGCCCAAGAAGUUCAUCGGAAGGUUGCGAAAGGAGAAUGAAGUGUUUGACAAUUACAUGCAACAGGACGCUCAUGAGUUUCUUAAUUAUCUUCUCAAUACCAUUGCUGAUCUUCUUCAGGCACCGGACAAUGAAAAGACUAAUAGCAAUACCAAUGUUACCACUAAUGCCAACAUCAAUGUCAACACAAAUGUUAGCACUAAUGCCAAUAUUAAUGCCAAUCCAUCAAAUAAUUGCAAUCAAAGCAACCAGUGUUGGGUUCGCGACAUAUUUCAGGGCACACUCACCAAUGAGACCCGUUGUCUCAACUGUGAAUCCCUGUCAUCAAAAGAUGAAGAUUUUCUUGAUCUGAGUGUCGAUGUCGACCAAAAUACAUCGAUAACACAUUGUCUUCGAGUGUUCAGCAAUACUGAGACUUUGAGUUCAGAACAUAAGUAUUACUGUGAGAAGUGUUGCUCCAAACAGGAGGCACAGAAACGGAUGAGAAUUAAGAAGUUACCAAUGAUUUUAGCACUUCAUCUCAAAAGAUUCAAAUACACUGAAUCACAGAACAGACACACAAAACUCUCAUACAGAGUGGUCUUUCCUUUGGAGUUAAGGCUCUUUAAUAAGACAUCUAAUGUCGAAAGUGAUGACAAACUCUAUGAUCUCGUGGCAGUUGUUAUCCAUUGCGGAAGUGGACCAAAUCGGGGACAUUAUAUAAGUAUAGUUAAGUCAUUUGGAUUUUGGUUGCUUUUUGACGACGAUUUGGUCGACAAAAUCGAUGCCUCGACUAUUGAAGAUUUCUAUGGUCUACCCAGUGAUACACAGAAAUCUAGUGAAUCCGGAUAUAUAUUGUUUUAUCAAAGCAGAGACUCUUAAUUGUAUAGAUUUUUAAUUUACUGAUAAUAAUAAUAUUGUUUUAUUGGUUGUAAUAC